AUGACUGUCUCCUUCAAGGAUAAGGUUGUCGUUGUCACCGGAGCUGGUGGUGGCUUAGGUAAAUUCUACUGUUUGGAGUUUGCGAAAAGAGGCGCCAAGGUUGUGGUAAAUGACUUGGGUGGCUCUUUGGGCGGUCAAGGCGGAGAUUCAAGGGCCGCUGAUGUUGUGGUUAAUGAGAUCAAGAGUGCCGGCGGCAUUGCUGUGGCUGAUUACAACAACGUGUUGGAUGGCGAAAAAAUCAUUGAAACUGCCGUUAAAAACUUUGGUACUGUCCAUGUCGUGGUCAACAAUGCCGGUAUCUUGAGAGAUUCUCAGUUCAAGAAGAUGACUGAUGCAGACUUCCAGUUGGUUGUUGAUGUUCAUGUCAAUGGUGCUUUCAAAGUCACCAAAGCCGCUUGGGAAUACUUCCGGAAACAAAAGUACGGCAGAAUCAUAAACACCGCCUCUCCAGCCGGAUUGUAUGGUAAUUUCGGCCAGGCUAACUAUUCUGCUGCCAAGAUGGGUCUUGUUGGUUUUGCUGAAACUUUGGCAAAAGAAGGCGAGAGAUACAACAUCAAGGCUAACACUAUUGCUCCAUUGGCCAGAUCUAGAAUGACUGAAAAGGUCUUGCCCCCUCCAAUUUUGGAGAAGUUGAACCCUGACAAGGUUGCUCCUUUGGUGUUGUAUUUGUCUUCAGACGCCAAUGAGAGUAUCAACGGGAAAAUUUUUGAAGUUGCUGCUGGUUUCUUUGCCCAAAUCCGCUGGGAACGUUCAGGGGGUGUCUUAUUUAAGCCAGAUGACUCCUUUACACCGGAGGCUGUAGCAAAGAAGUUUGACGAAAUCCGUGAUUUCGAGAGCAGUGGUAAACCAGAGUUGUUGCAGGUUCAACAUCCAGAUCAACUCAAUAACUAUUUUGAGUUGCAAAAAGCCGCCAGUCAAUUGGGACCUAAUGACACUGCUGGUGUUGAUCCAGUGACAUUGAAUGGAAAAGUGGUUUUGAUUACUGGUGCUGGUUCCGGCUUGGGAAGAGACUACGCGUUGGCUUUUGCUAAGGCUGGCGCGAAAGUUGUUGUCAAUGACUUUAAAGAUCCUUCUCAAGUUGUCGAAGAGAUUAAGAAGGCUGGUGGUGAUGCUCACGGUGACAAACAUGAUGUUGCUUCCCAGGCGAAGGAGAUUAUUGAUAAUGUCAUUGGCAAGUAUGGCACAAUCGAUAUUUUGGUCAACAAUGCUGGAAUUUUGAGAGACCGUUCUUUUGCAAAAAUGUCCUAUGAGGAUUGGUUACAAGUUCAAAAGGUGCAUUUGGCUGGCACGUACCAGUUGACUAGAUUGGCAUGGCCACAUUUCCUUGAAAAGAAGUACGGCAGAGUUGUGAAUAUCACUUCGACCUCUGGAAUCUAUGGUAACUUUGGUCAAGCCAAUUACGCCACGGCUAAAGCUGCUAUUGUUGGAUUGACCAGGACUCUCGCCAUUGAAGGUUCUAGAAGUAACAUUAAGGUUAAUGUUGUGGCACCACAUGCGGAAACGGCUAUGACAUUGACCGUUUUCAGAGAGGAAGAUAAGAACUUAUAUCCUCCAAAGUUGGUUGCGCCAUUGUUAAUUUUCUUGGCUUCUGAGAAUGUCCCUGUCACUGGUGAGAUUUUCGAAGGAGGUGGAGGUUGGAUUGGCGCCACUAGAUGGCAAAGAGCUAAAGGUGCUGCUUCUAAAGAAGAACAUAUUACUCCUGAAUUUGUUCGUGACCACCUUGCUGACAUUGUUGACUUCUCUACUGGAACUGCAAACCCAACUACCACGACUGAAGCAUCUAUGGCGUUUUUGAGUGCUGUUGAGGAUGAUGACGAUGAUGAGGACGAAGAGGAAGAGGAAGAUGAUGAUGAUGAUGAGAAUCCAGACAAGAUGCCAGAUCCUGUGUUUACUUGGAACGACCGUGAUGUUAUUUUGUAUAAUAUUGCAGUCGGAGCCACCCGUAAGGAAUUGAAGUAUGUGUAUGAGAACGAUCUGGACUUCCAAGUUGUUCCAACAUUUACACACUUGCCUACAUUUAACUCUGUCAAGUCUCAGUUGACUUUUUCAAGGUUGUUGAGAAACUUCAAUCCUAUGCUUUUGUUGCAUGGCGAACACUACAUCAAAAUCAACAAGUUCCCAAUUCCAAUUGAGGCAUCAGUGACAACGUCGUACCAACCCAUCACAUUGACCCAAAAAGGAACUAAUGCUAUCGUCGUUCAUGGAUCAAAGUCUGUCGACACUGAGACUGGCGAGGAGCUUUUCUCCAACGAGGCUACUCUUUUCAUCAGAAACUGUGAGUGUGACAACAAAAAGUUUGUGGAGCGCAGAUCGUUUGCUACAAACUCCUUUGCUGCGCCAAAGAGUGAGCCUACUUUCUCCCACGAUAUCAAGACUUCGCCUGACCAAGCCGCCUUAUACAGAUUGACAGGCGACAGAAAUCCAUUGCACAUUGAUCCUGCCUUUGCCAAAGGUGCCAAAUUUGAUGAUCCUAUUUUGCAUGGUAUGUGCACUUAUGGAUUGAGUGCAAAGGUAUUGUUGGAUGAGUUUGGACCAUUUAACGAAAUCAAGGGUAGAUUCACCGGCAUUGUUUUCCCAGGUGAAACCUUGAGGGUUCUUGCAUGGAAGCAAGGUGAUACUGUGAUUUUCCAAACUCAUGUGGUGGACAGGAAGACUAUCGCUAUCAACAAUGCUGCUAUUAAGUUGAUUGGUGACAAGGGCAAGUUGUAG
Messenger RNA from Clavispora lusitaniae ATCC 42720, 2709 nucleotides. RefSeq names its product bifunctional hydroxyacyl-CoA dehydrogenase/enoyl-CoA hydratase (gene FOX2). Gene Ontology annotation, molecular function: oxidoreductase activity. The record is from RefSeq and is a predicted model, not a curated record. NCBI's taxonomy places the organism in Eukaryota, Fungi, Ascomycota, Pichiomycetes, Serinales, Metschnikowiaceae.